UCAUAUUCUGUCAUAUGUUUUCUCUCUCAAUCAUGUUUACCUUUAUUUCAAUUGCGAAGAGAUUUUUUCUUCUAAUUUUUGCUAAUUAAAUCUACAAAUUCCAUUUCUUUUUUUCCCAUUAGUGUAUUUGGUUAAUUCUUUACUCUUGUUUAUUUUAUUUCACUUCUAAUUCAGUUGUUUAAUCAUUUUUUUCUCUCUCAUCGAUCUCAUUUGUUUUGUUUUUUCUCGUCCAACCGGAUGUUUGAUUCCAAUUGUUUGGGAAACAAUUAAAGGAAAAGGAUAAUUGAUAAAAUGGAUACAUUUUGGUUACUUGCUUCCGGUGGAUCAACUGUGGAAGAAUUUGCCAAAGAUGUUUACCUGAAAAGUAAUCUUAAGAAUAGAAUUGGUUUUUAUAUCAGACAAUUACUUCAGGAUGUUUAUGGACAAGAUGAUCUCUGGUGGUGCUGGUGGUGAUUCUGGUAUAUCAACAACCACCGGAAUCUCUGAUAGUAAGAUAAUCACCGAAGUUAGUAGUCCAGCGGUUAAUUCACUUGUUAAUUGUCUCGAAGCAACAUUUCUUCAUGGUCUUAAAGGAAAACCUUUGCUAAACCGUAUGAUGGGUAAAUCUUUAUCCAAAGAUACCAAUAAUCAAACAGAAUAUAAAUUAGAUUUCUGGUCAGUUAUUUUAAUUCUAAGUCAUAAUCAAGUCUCAGAGAGUUUGGGACAAUUGAACAACAUUCGUACAGAUAUUGGCCGAUGUCGAGCAUGGUUAAGAUUAACUCUUAAUGAUGGUCUUCUUCAGAGUUACCUUGAAGCCUUAAUUAAUGACACUUCCUUGUUACAUGGUUUUUAUCGUCCAUCAGCUUAUUUAAGAGACAAGGAACAUAUGGAUUGUCUUCGUGACCUUAUGGGACCUCUUAAAUUAGCGACCUUUCAACUUAAUUAUGAUCAUUCACUGUUAAACAAUUGGACCUGUGAUACACUCAAGUUAAUUGGUAUAACUGUACAAGAUACUACAAUAGGAGAUAAGAAAGUUGGACCUACGAUUGUGAAACGUAAAGAAUUGAUACGAAAAAGGGUUUUAAAUCGUUGGGACAAUGGAUUGUCCGAAGUAGCUGGUAAAUCAUCUGAAAGGUCAAAAGAAUCAACUCAAAAUGAUGAUACAAAAUCUGAAUCUAAUUCUAGACCAAACUCAACAGAACCUUCAACUAAUAUCUCAGUCCUAAUUACUCAAACAGAUGAAGAUGGAUCAUCAAGUCAAACAACUCAAGUCAAAGUUAAUCAGUCCAAUGUUAAAGAAGACGAUAUUACUCAAUCAACUACUAAAAAGAUUUCUAACUCUCCUGGAUCACAUUCUAGUUUAAUUGAAUCUACCUCUAAACUUGAAGGAUUAACCUUGAAAGAGAAACACAAAGACAAUACAAAUGAAGGUUCCAAUGUUAAAUCAAUGCCUCCUGAAGCAAGUAAAAGUGUAAAAAUCAAGAAAAGUAAUUUAUCCAACUCAUCUAAUGCUGGAGAAGCAAGUUCAUCACGUUUAUCAACAAAUUCUGAUUCAACGUCUCUCGGUGGUAAUAGUAUAACCAACAAGGGUGGUUGGUCUACAUCCCCACCGGGUGAUCAUGAAGAAGAGCCAUAUGAGAGUCUUUUAUACAGCAUAUCAACAAAUGCUAUGCUCUCGUCUACUCCCGAUAUCAAAGAGUUUAUCUUUGCUCCUCCAUCAGAUGCUGAUAAUCGCAGUGUUAUGAGCAAUGAAUCAGAAAGAUCUCCCACUCCAUCCAUAAGUGGUAGGCGUAGUAGCGUGGUUCAAGGAUUAAGUUUAUUCAGGAGGAAGAAAAGUGUAUCCUCAAAAUCUGAGUCUGGAAGAGCGAGUAAUCCGAUUGGUGGGAGUGGAACUCAUGGUACAUUAGCUUCACCCAUAACCUCAUUGGGCGGAAAUGAUUUUGAGAAUCCGAAAACUAUGGUUUUAAAUAGUCAGGAACCUGAGACUCAAGAAUUCCUAUUACAUUUAACCAGAAUUGCUAAUCAUGUUGGUCUUGAUGAACAAGAUUAUAAAUGUUACUCAUGUGGUAGACCUAUUGGAAUGAUUUAUGGUAAAUUUCGUGUCUGUGAAUUUGAUGGUUUCAAUUAUUGUACCGAAUGUCAUGCCGAUGAAAAAUGGACUAUUCCAGCGCGAAUUGUAAACAAUUGGGAUUUUAAGAAAUAUCCGGUUGCCAAUCGAAACAAAAAACGUUUACAACUCAUUGAAAGUGAACCUUUAAUCGAUAUUAAAGUUUCCGCUUCGAUUCUUUAUAAAAUGAUCAAAGAAUUACAAGAAAUUCUUGAUUUAAGAACUCAACUAUUCUAUCUUCAUGCUUAUCUAUUUACCUGUAAAGAGCAAGUUGCCACCGGAUUGAGGAGGAUUCUAUGGCCUAGAGAUCAUCUUUAUGAACAUAUUCACCUUUACUCGAUGGCUGAUUUACUCCAGAUUCAAUCGGAACAUCUCUCAAUAAUUUAUUACGAAAACCAUUCAAUUUGCUCGAAACACAUCACCGCAAAUUAUUUAUCCUUUGAUACCAGUGUAACUUAUCGAUGUGAUAAUUGUAAGGCCGUUUUCCAUAUCUCAUGUUUCAUCACCGAAUCGGGAAAAAGACCUUGUCCUCGGUGCUUACGGAUACGACGUCGUGAACGAGCUGCUGUAACUGUUUAAAUCUCUAUAAAUCUCUUAAAUUAUUACAAAUUA
Panonychus citri (citrus red mite) is the source of this 2698-nucleotide messenger RNA. RefSeq names its product pleckstrin homology domain-containing family M member 1-like. Lineage: Eukaryota; Metazoa; Arthropoda; Arachnida; Trombidiformes; Tetranychidae. The record is from RefSeq and is a predicted model, not a curated record.